UUCACACAACCUUCACCAGCUGAUUCAAGCUGUUCAUCGACGCUUGCGCCGCCACUUACAUCGCCGAUUGGUAAUCCAGCGAUAGGCAAUCGUCUUAACCCACUUGCUCAGCCUGGAUUUGGAUACCCGCGAGGGCCUCUUCAGUACGAUUUGAACCCGCAGUACAUGGGAGGAGCGAGGAAGUCCGGUGGACGACGACCCAAGGAAUUCGAAAUGGGACCGAUUCGCUCUGUGAGAGGCAGCGGACGAUAUUACUGUAGCAAUGGAAAGCAUUUGAUGAAAGUUUACGGCAGCGUAAUCAUUUUCCUUUUUCAGGAGAUCGAGGAUCAAGACGAACUGGAUAAGAGGAUCAAGAGGCGCCAGAGAAAUAAGGAGGCUGCAGCACGAUGCCGUCAACGACGUCUCGACCUGAUGACUAACCUCCAAGAGCAAGUGGACAAGUUCAAAGCGGAAAACGAGAAGAAAGAAAUGGAAAUUCGCGCCAUGAAGUCGCAGAUGGAACAAAUGCACAGCUUUUUGCGUUCGCACGAUUGUAAAAUGAGCGUGGAGGAACGAGAGGCGUUGCCGCUUCUCAACAUGCAAUCCAUCAGAUCCAUGCCGCCGAUUAUGAAUGGAAUCAGUGAGUGA
Messenger RNA from Cooperia oncophora, 627 nucleotides. The record is from the annotation of a GenBank genome assembly. Lineage: Eukaryota; Metazoa; Nematoda; Chromadorea; Rhabditida; Trichostrongylidae.